AUCAUUCUAAUCUGGUGCGCUUGAUUGGUUAUUGCGUUGAGGGCUCUCUUUUCCUAGUCUAUGAAUACAUUGAGAAUGGAAACUUAAGCCAACAUCUGCGUGGUUCAGGGAGAGACCCGCUACCCUGGUCUAAUAGAUUGCAGAUUGCCCUGGAUUCAGCAAGAGGUCUUGAAUACAUUCAUGAGCAUACCGUUCCUGUUUAUAUCCACCGGGAUACAAAAUCAGCCAAUAUAUUGAUAGACAAGAAUUUCCAUGCCAAGGUUGCAGAUUUUGGAUUAGCUAAACUGAUUGAAGUUGGAAGUACAUCACUCCCCACACGUCUUGUGGGAAAAUUUGGAUACAUGCCGCCAGAGUAAGAUAUUUUUUCUAUUUUUCUGUCACAUUAUUUGCUACAUCUCUAGCAAAAUUUUAGCAAGAACAGAUUGUCUUUGUUGCACUUUGGGGGAACCAAAUCUGCUGGAAGGAGCCAUUCUGAUUCUUUUUCCUGCCAUCAUCCCCUGACCUGUAAUCCGAUGGCUGAAGGGGCCUAAAUAUUGUGCACUUUUUUAGUAGACAUAUCUAAAUUCACAUAAAUAUCCAGAGUGAUCCUCUGGGACUGAGUGCUACUUUGUCGAUUGUCAUUAGAGGUCUUUAGUUUGGCCCUGCCAGCUUUUGUCAGAGAUAGGUCUUUAGGUGCUGCGAUAUUUAUUUAUAUCUGGGAAUCCUGCUGGAAUAGUAGGAAGGGUUCGGUUCUUCCUGCCCAAUUCGUUUCCCUUACAAGCGGGUAUUUUGAUGUGUUUCCUAUUCGAUGUUAUGCGGUAAGCUCAUGCAGUAAACUCCUCUUAAGAGGAGCGAAAAGGAAAACUUAAGUUCUGCUAUAGUCUGAGUAAAUAUGGGUUUAACUCCUAACAUGCUUGCGUACAGAUAUGCUCGAUGUGGCGGAGCUUCUACGAAAGUAGAUGUUUAUGCUUUCGGAGUUGUCAUUUAUGAAUCGAUCUCUGCCAAGGAAGCUGUUGUAAGGGCAGAUAGUUCUGGCUCUGAACCAAGAGGCCUUGUUUGUUUGUUCGAUGAGGUCCUUAAUCAACCUGAUCCUAAAGACCUCUGGAAAUUGGUUGACCCUGGUCUUGGAGACAACUAUCCACUUGACUCAGUGCGCAAGAUGGCUCAACUUGCCAAAGCAUGUACGCAUGAGAACAAAGAAUUGCGUCCAAGUAUGCAAUCUAUUGUGGUCGCCUUGAUGACGCUCUCAUCCUCAACUGAGGAUUGGGAUGUUGGAUCCUUAUAUGAAAAUCAAGCGCUCUCACCCUCAACUGAGGAUUGGGAUGUUGGAUCCUUAUAUGAAAAUCAAGCGCUCUCACCCUCAACUGCGGAUUGGGAUGUUGGAUCCUUCUGUGAAAGAGAAAGUCAAUCGUCAAGCGUCAAUCUGAUGUCGGGAAGUCAGAAUCUACAAGUGCAUUGUUGUGUUUAGCAUUAGGAAGUUUCUUUUAUUGUGAACAUACCCAAUAUGAGAUAUUGAUGUAGGAUAGAUUUAGGUAGAUUAGCAGAAGCAAAAACAAGGAAAAAACAGAAAAUAGAUGGAUAAAGAUGCCUUGGCUUCACACCAAAAUUCCAAUCACUGGAAAAGAAACUUUAACUCAAUAACUCAACUCUCAUAUCUGUCAGACCCAAAAAAAAAAAAA
Molecule: messenger RNA, 1658 nt
Organism: Prunus persica (peach)
Lineage: Eukaryota; Viridiplantae; Streptophyta; Magnoliopsida; Rosales; Rosaceae
Product: lysM domain receptor-like kinase 3
Exons: 6
Coding region: 872-1447 (191 amino acids)
Biological process (GO): innate immune response; protein phosphorylation
Molecular function (GO): transmembrane receptor protein kinase activity
Source: RefSeq, a predicted model, not a curated record